Messenger RNA from Entelurus aequoreus (snake pipefish), 3364 nucleotides. It is a transcript of the gene triobpb, whose product is annotated as TRIO and F-actin binding protein b. The transcript is spliced from 12 exons. Gene Ontology annotation, molecular function: actin filament binding. Lineage: Eukaryota; Metazoa; Chordata; Actinopteri; Syngnathiformes; Syngnathidae. The record is from RefSeq and is a predicted model, not a curated record. The coding region runs from base 393 to 2000 and encodes 535 amino acids. Gene Ontology annotation, biological process: actin filament organization; positive regulation of substrate adhesion-dependent cell spreading. Gene Ontology annotation, cellular component: actin cytoskeleton.
ACAGAAGCAGCAGGCGCGCCGCCGCUGUGUUUUGGUUGAAAAUCUGGAGCCGCCCAGGAAGUGGAGCAGAGGAGCAGAUAUAUGUGUCGCCACUCGCCGACUCCUCGGCCUCCUUUUGGACACCAUUUAGGCGGAAAAUAGCAGGCUUUAACGGACACCUAGCACUUCCUGUUAUCCCUCCGCCUGUCGGGAGUGUGAAUGGCGCGGAUUUAUCUCAUGUCGCCACACUCACAAGAAAGUGCUACAAGUGUAUUGGCGGACAACUUUCAGCGAUAGCGAGAAACGUGUUAUUUUUUUCAUGAAGUAACGGUACUUUUUGUCUGUUUUUUCAUGAAGUAACGGUACUUUUUGUCUUUUUUUAAUUUCUUGAAACCUACCUGGAUCCUGUUAUCAUGACGCCUGACCUCCUAAACUUCAAGAAGGGAUGGAUGUCGAAACUCGAUGAAAGUGGAGAGUGGAAAAAGCACUGGUUCGUUUUGACUGACGCAGGACUGAAGUACUACAGGGACUCCAGUGCAGAGGAGAAAGAUGAUCUGGAUGGUGAAAUUGAUUUAAAGUCCUGCGUGAAGGUGUCUGAGUUUGACGUGGAGAAGAAUUACGGCUUUCAGAUACAGACGAGGGAUUCCUCGUUUACACUUUCUGCCAUGACCGCAGGAAUCAGGAGGAACUGGAUUGAGGUUUUGAAGAAGUGCAUCCGGCCCAGUAGCACCCCAGACCUCACACAGCUGCCUGAUAGCGGCAGUGACAAAGAAAACUCCCACACGCGCUUCCAGCCGACUCCCCGGCGACCGCCAUCGCACCACGCCGAUGUCCCUUCAGAAGUUCCCCCUACCCAGCGUCGGUUUGACUACGUGGAGCUGUCCCUGGUCCCCGCCUCCUCCGGCCAGCUUUCCGCCAGUCAGAGACAGACGGGGGAGGGCCCGCGGAGAGAGCAGGGCCAGUGGCAGGAGGAGAGGGCCCGGGAUGCCACCAGCAGCCAGUGGGAGGCGGUGCUGUCUCGGAAGGGCACCGGCGGAGGAGUCAACUCGCGGCUGCGCAUGGAGGACGAGAUCGAGAAGAAGUGGGCGGAGUUUGAGCGCAUGCCUUUGAAGGAGAACCCGACGGCGGGGUCUCGGCCUUCCGGCCAGCUGGCCAAUGAGGCGCUGCAGAGGGAGGUGGCGUCACUGAGGCAGCAGCUAGAGCAACUACGAGGGGGAGGGGGAGGGGGAAAGGGGACGCACGCCCCAUGUGGCACCGACGGCCCCUGCAGCCGCGGCCUGGCCGCUGUAGAGCGCGCUCAUCGGCAAGCCAUGCAGGAGCUGCAGAGGCAGCACGAGCGGCAGAUGACGGCGUUGGAAACGGAGAAGAAGAUGCUGCUGCUGGAGGAGAUUCAGGACACGGCACGGGUGAUGGAGGUGCUGAGGAAGAAACACAAAGAGGAGCUGGAGAGCGAGGUGGAAAAGGUCAAGAGGCUAAGCAGUGGCGACCCAAAGACUUUACGAGACCAACAACAGGUAGAGAGUCAGGCCUUGCAGAGAGAGCUGGCCGGACUAUCGGAGCGCUACUCUCAGAAGUGUCUGGAGCUAAACCGGGCUGAACAGAACAACGCUGAAAGAGAACGGGAACUCAGUCGAAAGGAGAGCAAUCUGGAGCAGCUCAGGAAGGAGAACCAAAACUUAAAGGAGCGCUUGGCAGAGGAGAUCUGCCGCAUACGAUACAACACAGAUCUGGGUUCAAAGGGCAACCGAGAUGGGACAUCCUGUGAAUUAGAGGUCCUGCUCAGAGUCAAAGAAAACGAGAUCGAGUACUUGUAUAAGGAGAUCAGCUGUCUAAGGAAUGAACUGGAGUUCCUCAACACGGAGAAGUGUCGGGCCGGUGCGCGAUACGCGGAGGUGAACGAGGAGCUGAGCGGGAUAAAGGGGCGGAGCGAGCGCGAGAUCCAGAAUCUAAAGGAGCACUUGAGGCUGGCCAUGGCCGCUCUGCAGGAGGGCCAGAGGCUGGGGAACAGCAUGGACCACUGACUCCUUUUAAAGGUUAGGAGUGAUGCUCGGGGGCGGGGCAAGUCAACAACAAGCCCCCAUGGUGGUUCCCCCCAGGUGUGCCUGCUCCAAAUGUGACUGAAAGGAGAGAGAUAGUUCUAGUGCCUUUUGUUUCAAUGCUGGUGCCAAUGGUAACCUGGCCUUUUUACACUGGACCACGUGUUCUAUAAACUGCACUUUUCUUUCCUCAUUCAGGCUCCUGGUUCCCGUCGGUGCGCCUUUUUUAAAAAAAAACUGGAGUAUUUGUCAAUCUUCCUCAUUCAGGCUCCUGGCUCCCGUCAGUGCGCCUUUUUUAAAAAAAAAACUGGAGUAUCUGUCAACCGUCGUCCUAGUUAAAGGCAUUUCAGGUUCUUCUCGAACAGCUUUUACGACGGAUUUUUUCUGUGUCUUUUAGAACGACAUCAAGCUAAUGUCGUCUGUUUAGUUUUAUUCCUCCUAAAAAAAUGUGCUCUAAAAUGAGAUCUUAUCAUUUUUGAUCGUUCUAGAGGAGAUCAUUUUUGAUGUUCUGCACCAAAAACAUGCAUGUUGGGUUACCAGAGACUCCUAAUUGCCUCCAGGUAUUGAUGGUUAUUUGUCCACCUGUGUGAAGUUGGCCUGCCUUAUCAUUGCAAAUAUUAAAAAAACACUGCCUGUGUGCUACCUUUGUGGCCGUAAAAUUAUUAUUUGUGCUGUUAGGUUUUAGCGCUUAUUCUAAAAUACAUUUUCUGACUAGUAACCCCGCCCGCCACUAGGGCUGUACAAUUUGAAGAAAAACCAUCCUAUUAAUUUUGGACUGUAAGUCGCUACUUUCUUCCUACGUUUUGAACCCUGCCGUUUAUAAAACGGUGCGGCUAGUUUAUGGAUUUUUCUUUGCUGACGGCUUUAAAAAAAUAAAUAAAACAGUCACACUGUAUAGGUGUGCUAUUGCUUGUGCUAUGGCGCCAUCUUUUAGACGAGUUUGCUCACUGAGUGAGACAUAGCCACUCCGACGUGUCCUGGGUCUGCCCCGUUGUCUCCUACCGGUCGAACGUGCCGUAGAAACUAUAGUGGAAACAAACAAAUGAGGGCAAGUUUUGGGAGAUUUUGACAAGGUGGGGGAGCCGGAUGACAUCACUAGUCAGAAAAUGUAUUUUAGAAUAACUUAAAGCGUAAAGGCACAAAGUAAAAUGUUUACAGCACAAACAAAUGGCAGUUUUAUUUUGAUAUUUGCUUCUCACAGAUUUUGUGAUUGGUGUCUCUGGGAUAGGGUCCAGCUUCCAGCUCAGCCGCACCCUUAUAAACAAAAGUCAGCAGUUGGAAGACUGUUUAAGCAGAAUGCAUGAGCAAACACUUUUAUUGUCUUGAUUUUAAAGACCGAAUGAACUGGA